This is a messenger RNA of Corvus hawaiiensis (hawaiian crow), 959 nucleotides long. RefSeq names its product ras-related protein Rab-10-like. The transcript is spliced from 6 exons. The record is from RefSeq and is a predicted model, not a curated record. Lineage: Eukaryota; Metazoa; Chordata; Aves; Passeriformes; Corvidae. The coding region runs from base 24 to 650 and encodes 208 amino acids. Gene Ontology annotation, cellular component: recycling endosome; insulin-responsive compartment; Golgi apparatus. Gene Ontology annotation, biological process: cellular response to insulin stimulus. Gene Ontology annotation, molecular function: GTPase activity; GTP binding.
CCGGCCGCCACUCGGCGCCCGCCAUGGCGGGGCUGGGAGCGGGGCUGGGCGGCGCGGCGGAGCCGCGGCCGCUGCUGGUGAAAAUCGUGAUGGCCGGAGAGUCCUGCGUGGGAAAGACCUCCAUCGUGCGCAGGUACACGGAGCCCGCCGGCUCUCCCGCCACCUCCUACAUGGCCACGAUCGGCAUUGAUUUUAAAGUAAAGCCAGUAAUGUUUAAUGAUACAAGAGUGAAGCUUCAAAUAUGGGAUACUGCUGGCCAGGAACGAUUCCAUACACUUAGUACCAGCUAUUUCCGUGGUGCACAAGGCUUUGUUCUCGUAUAUGACAUCACAAAUCUGAAGAGUUUUCAAAGUAUAACAGUCUGGAUGAACGACAUAUAUGAGAAAGCAGGUGAUGAAGUGGACGUAAUACUGUUGGGCAACAAGUGUGAUAAGGAGUCAGAACGGGUAGUUCCAAAACAGAAAGGAGAAAAGCUUGCUUGGGAAUAUGGAAUGCCAUUUUUUGAGACCAGUGCUAAAGAAAAUGUAAAUAUUGAGCACGCAUUCUCAGUCUUGACUAAGGAAAUCCUGGAAAAGAAAUCCUGUGUAUUACAUGACUUAGACGUUGUGUCUCUAAAUGAAACUAAGAAGAGAACCUGCUGUGCAUUCUGAUAGACUGUUUCUUACUCCAUUUUCUCUUCAGGAAAUACCAAGUGUUGCAAAGGAACAGACAAGAUUUUAAAAGUGAGCCUGUAAUCCAAAAACACAGUGUUUAGGCAUCCUUGGCAUUAUACAGACUUUGUUGCCAAAUUCUUUUAUAUGUUUAUAUUAUAUUUUCAUAUUUUUAAUGUGAAGAUAAAACAGUUAUCUGAUUUUGGAAUUAUUAGAUGCAUCACAGGGUGAAAGUGUUUGAAUGCAAAUGUUUGCAGGAAGGAAGUCUUAAGUGUACUAAUUUUCUGUUAUUAAAAAAAACACCCUUCA